Penicillium soppii is the source of this 2163-nucleotide messenger RNA. RefSeq names its product MCM DNA helicase complex subunit MCM5. Gene Ontology annotation, biological process: DNA replication; DNA replication initiation; double-strand break repair via break-induced replication. Gene Ontology annotation, cellular component: nucleus; MCM complex. Bases 1 to 2163 code for a protein of 720 amino acids. The record is from RefSeq and is a predicted model, not a curated record. NCBI's taxonomy places the organism in Eukaryota, Fungi, Ascomycota, Eurotiomycetes, Eurotiales, Aspergillaceae. The transcript has 3 exons. Gene Ontology annotation, molecular function: single-stranded DNA binding; DNA replication origin binding; 3'-5' DNA helicase activity.
AUGGAUAGACGCACCCCCUAUACAUUGAGCGUCCUUGCACCCAGUACAAAUGGUGCUGAAGAAUCUAAAACCACAAUCCAAAACAAUCUUCGACAGUUUGUGCUGGAAUUCCAGUUGGAUAAUGCAUUUGUCUACCGUGAUCAAUUACGGCAGAAUGCCCUCGUUAAACAAUACUACUGCGAUAUUGACAUCGCCCAUCUGAUUUCUUACAACGAGGAGUUGGCCCACAAACUUACAACCGAACCCGGCGAAAUCAUCCCUCUUUUCGAGUUAGCCCUGAAGCAAUGUACUGCAAGAAUUGUGUACCCUGGCCAGCGGGAUGUCGCACUCCCCUCUCACCAGCUUCUCCUCCACUCCUCAGCAUCGCACAUCUCUAUUCGUGAUCUCAAUGCCACUAAUAUCUCCCACCUCGUCCGAAUCCCAGGAAUCGUUAUCGGUGCUUCUACCAUAUCUUCCAAGUCUACCGUGGUUCACAUUCGUUGUAAGGGCUGUGAUUAUAGUGACAACAUUCAUGUCGAUGGUGGUUUCGCUGGCCUGUCCCUGCCACGGCGCUGCGGCCGACCCAAGCAACCUGGUAACCAUGAGCCCGGUGAUGACUGUCCUCUGGAUCCUUAUGUCGUUCACCACGAAAAAUGUCAAUUCGUCGACCAACAAGUUCUCAAGCUUCAAGAAGCCCCUGACCAGGUUCCAGUGGGUGAGCUGCCUCGACACGUCCUCAUCUCUGCGGAUCGCUACCUUGCCAAUCGUGUUGUCCCAGGCUCCCGUUGCACCGUCAUGGGUAUCUUCUCUAUUUAUCAACAAAAGGGUGGUAAGAAGGAGGCUGCAGUUGCUAUUCGUAACCCAUAUCUUCGCGCGGUCGGCAUCACCUCCGACAUCGAUCAAACGGCAAAGGGCAGUGGAGUCUUCUCUGAGGAGGAGGAACAGGAAUUCUUGGAGCUCAGCCGGCGUCCCGACUUGUACGAUGCGCUCGCUCGAAGCAUUGCCCCCUCUAUUUAUGGAAACGUCGAUAUGAAGAAGGCCAUUGUGUGUCUGCUUAUGGGAGGCUCAAAGAAGAUUCUCCCCGAUGGAAUGAAGCUUCGUGGUGAUAUCAACGUACUCAUGCUGGGUGACCCCGGUACUGCGAAGUCUCAGCUCCUGAAGUUCGUCGAAAAGGCCGCUCCUAUCGCCAUCUACACAUCAGGAAAGGGUUCCUCAGCCGCCGGUUUGACUGCCUCCGUGCAGCGGGAUCAUACUACACGCGAAUUCUACCUUGAGGGCGGUGCCAUGGUGUUGGCUGAUGGUGGUGUUGUUUGUAUUGAUGAGUUUGACAAGAUGCGUGAUGAGGACCGAGUGGCCAUCCACGAAGCCAUGGAACAGCAAACUAUCUCUAUUGCCAAAGCCGGUAUCACAACCAUUCUCAACUCGAGGACGUCCGUCCUGGCUGCGGCCAAUCCUAUCUUCGGUCGCUACGAUGACCUCAAGACACCUGGCGAGAACAUUGAUUUCCAGACCACUAUUCUUUCUCGUUUCGAUAUGAUCUUCAUCGUCCGUGAUGAGCAUGAACGUGGUCGUGACGAGAAGAUUGCCCGUCACGUCAUGGGCGUGCACAUGGGUGGUCGCGGUGUUGAAGAGCAGGUUGAGGCGGAGAUCCCUGUGGAGCAGAUGAAGCGCUACAUCAGCUACUGUCGCAGUCGAUGUGCGCCCCGCCUCUCUCCUGAGGCUGCAGAGAAGCUCUCUUCUCACUUCGUUUCCAUCCGAAAGCAAGUGCACCGCGCUGAGAUGGAGUCCAACACCAGAUCAUCCAUCCCCAUCACUGUGCGUCAAUUAGAGGCUAUCGUCCGUAUUUCCGAGUCUCUCGCCAAGCUGUCUCUCUCCCCUAUUGCCACUGAAGCCCACGUGGACGAAGCCAUCCGUCUGUUCCUCGCAUCCACUAUGGACGCAAUUACCCAGGGUGAAGGUCAAGGUAGCAAAGAUCUCAUGGAAUCGGCUAGCAAGAUUGAAGAUGAGCUCAAGCGCCGCCUGCCUAUUGGUUGGAGUACAAGUUUGGCAACCCUGCGCCGUGACUUUGUGGACAGCAAGGGAUACACCGAACAGGCGCUGAACAGAGCACUGGUAGUCUUGCAGCGACGUGACACAAUUCAGAUCCGCUCCGGUGGAUCCCAAAUCUACCGGAACGGAGUUUGA